GAGGAUGAAGGGUGGAGGAGGGCGGUGGGGUAGAUUUUUUUAAACGAGGGGUUCCUUCACACCUAUCUGUCUGACCACGGGAGGGAAGGAAAGAGGAGGAACAAAAGGUUGAGGAGGAGGAGGAAGAGGAGGAGGGAUGAAGAGGAAAAAAAGAUUGAAAUAAGAGUGGUGGGGGGGGCGGAUGGAGGGCCAGUUCAUCUACACCCUUUCCUGGAAGGGAGGAGUAAAAAAGACUGCAGCUUUGCAGUGGACUUCUAUGUGUGAUUGUAUAUGUGUGUUGGAUGCACACAUGUAUCAUUAGGCAUCAUUAACCACAAAUUAUACAGAGAGAGAGAAAGACAGAUGCUGCUGUUGGCACAUUAUUUUGCUCCAGUCUCCCCCCUGCAAUCUGCAGCCCCGGGAAAGAAGGAGAGGAGAGGGGGAGGAGGAGGAGGGGGAGAGUGAGGGAGAGUUAAUCUAAUACAUGUGUAGUGUGAUUAAAGGAAGAGCUUCAUCGCUGUUGACAUUUCAGAUGAAUGUGAGGCUCAGUGAGAGGAUAUUAAACACAGUGAAACCGCACUGAGAAAAGAGGCAGAGGACGAGGGAGGAGAAAGGGUUAAAGUCCAAAUCUAUCAAAGGCAGAUCUCUCUCUCUCUCUCUCUCUCUCUCUCUCUCUCUCUCUCUCUCUCUCUCUCUCUCUCUCCCCCCCCCACCUCUCUCGACCACUCGGUUGCUCGCUGCCUCUCUCACCACCUGUUAGUGCAGACCCCUCAUGCACUGACAUCCACUUGUUUGUGUAGGAAUCUCCUCCACUCACAAUCAGAGACUCUAUGACGGUGCGGAGAGGAAAGAAGCUCAGCAUCUCCAUCCAGGAACACAUGGCCAUUGACGUCUGCCCCGGCCCCAUCAGACCCAUCCGACAGAUCUCCGCCUACUUCCCCCGCCUGUCCCCCACCUCCCCCACCCCCAUCUCCCCGAACCCGGCCGUGUCCCCGGUCCCGACCUCCUCCCCUCUGGCCCUCAGCCCCGGCUCCGUGGCCUCCUCUGGGAUGGGCGGGGCUCACCUCCUGUCCCCCCUGCUGGCCCACGGCAGGCCGGGCGGCGGCGGCGGCUCGUUGUCUCUGACGAGCAGCGUGGACACGUCAGUGGAGAUCAACAGCUCCGACAGUGACGACUGCACUGCUCUGGGAACGCUGGAGUUCGAGCUGAGGUACGAGCAGAGCUCCAGCGAGCUGCACUGCACCGUGCUGCAGAGCCAAGGUGAGGACCAACACGGUCUGAAGCCCAUGGACUUUAACGGUUUAGCCGACCCGUAUGUCAAACUGCACCUGCUGCCUGGAGCCUGUAAGGCCAACAAGCUGAAGACGAAGACGAUCCGUAACUCUCUGAAUCCAGUCUGGAAUGAGACUCUCACCUACGUCGGGAUCACAGAGGAAGACAUGCACAGGAAGACGCUCAGGUUGUCAGUGUGUGACGAGGAUAAGCUGACUCAUAAUGAGUUAAUCGGAGAAUCCCGUGUUCCUCUGAAACGUGUGAAACCAGACCAGACCAAACACUUCCACACCUGCCUGGAGCAUCCUCCUCCGCUGCCCUCUCCCACCGCCAUGGGUGAAGCUCUUCGAGGAAUAUCCUGCUACUUGAGAGAGUGGGAGAACGAGCAGCUGCACACCCUGGAGGAGAGAGGUCGUCUUCUUCUCUCCCUGCAGUUUUUGCCUCCGCUCGGUCUAGAGGAUCCAGGUGUCGAGGGCGGAGGAGGAGGAGCAGGAGGAGGAAGUGAAGGCCGUCGCAGUGGGGGACUCUGCGUGGGUGUGAAGCGCUGCGCCCACCUGGCAGCCAUGGACGUCAACGGGUUCUCCGACCCCUACGUCAAAAUCCCUGACAUACAGAAGAAAUCCAAGCACAAAACAGCGGUGAUGAAAAAAACCCUCAACCCUGAAUUCAACGAGGAGUUCUUCUAUGAGAUCUCUCUGUCGGAGCUGGCCAACAAGACGCUGGAGGUGACGGUGUGGGACUACGACCUGGGACGCUCCAACGACUUCAUAGGUGGCGUCUGUCUGAGCUGUCACUCCCAGGGCGACGCCCUCCGUCACUGGACGGACUGCCUGAAGAACAAGGGCCGCAGGGUGGAGAGGUGGCACAUCCUGACCAAUGAGCUGCCACGAACCCUUGGCCACGACUAACCCCGCCCCCCACCUGCAGCAGCAGCAUCCUCCACGCACGCAGACCGUCGCCGUCAGGUCAGGGAUCACACGGUUCCUCUGGUUUCUUUACGGGACUCGAGCAACUUCACCACAGGAAGCAGCAGGAAGCGAGAGGAGAGUGUUUGAGAGCGGAGCAGGAUGGUGGUGUGCCUUCGUUAUUCAACAAUGAAUCAUCCAGAACAGGAAGUUUGUUGGCUCCAUCAACACUGUCACACCUGCACCACACACACACACACACACACAGGAGGGUUAGACUGAUACACUCGACUUAUGAAGGGUGGAACUCACAAAACAGAAACAGAAAUCACCUCUGGCUCGAAUUAAACUGCAUGCCUUUUUUUCUACAACAGCCUUGUAUAUUUUAUAUUUCUGGUGUCAUGACAGCGCCCCCUGUCUGUGCAUACUCCACUCAGACAACCAACUCCCAGUUUGUGCCUCUCAUGUCACAACGCUGAACAUCUGUUUGGAGAGUCCACGUAGAAAAGCCCAGCAGCAGCAGUAAGUGUGGUUUAAUAGGAGCUGUUCUGAGUCUUUAACCAUCUGGAUGAAUGAUGAUGAUGAACAAGAUGAAGAUGUAGCUGGAAAUGACUUGUUUCUUUGAGCCUAAAUUAAAGGCCCAGUGUGGAGGAUUUAGUGACAUCUAGUGGUGAGGUUGGAGAAUGCACCCGACUGAACACCACCCCUCCCUUUCCUUCAGUUAACACAAAACUCGCUCUGGGCUACUGUAGAAACAUGGUGGACUCUGUGGGAGAGGACCAGUAGAUCCCCUAAAUCCUACACACUGGUCCUUUAAUAUCUGUUUAUACUGAUGUUAGCUUAGAUUUUCAUAUAAAUAAGCAUGAUCGUCUUUUUGUGUUUGUGUUAUUUCCUGGGUGAGAUAUUUAGUCACAACAUGGGUUAGCACAGCUGUAAGUGUUUAUGAAACCCUCCAGGUUUAAGAUCGCUGGAUAAAAUGAUCAUCAUCAGAAUACAUGAGGAGCACAAACUGGGCCUGAUGCCUUUACAGUCAAUCAGAUCAUUUUACUUUAAAUGUGUUUGCAUGAAGCAGUCACGUCACCAGUAACUAACACAACAGACUCACAUCAGCUGACUAAUGUCUCAUACUGGCAUCACCAUAAGUAAGUGCAGUAUUGCCAAAGCAUGAUGUACAAAGUUUACAUGUGAGUGCGAUAUUUCAGAAUGUAAGAUAAACUACAUUUUCUUUUUGGACUUUACUCUAAGCAUGGACAUGUGUUGUGUUGCACCAUGGGAAAAGUGCACUGCUAACGUCAAACAUUAAGGCUACACCGGUCUGUCCAGUCAGAGGCUGCAAAGAACUGGGGACUGUUUACAAAGGUUUAAACUGCGGUUAAACUGAAGGUAAAAUAAAACUGCAUGGUGUAGCACAGCUCUGGAAGGUCAGCAGUGUCUGAGCCUGACCUGUGUCUGACCAAUGACACAAAAAGAGAUUGAAAAAGAAAAAAGAAAAAAAAAGAUUGGUGCAGGUUCACUUCACCUCAGCAGGCAGAUUUCAACCUGUGGGGAAGAAGAAGUGGAACAAACCACAGCCUGACAUAUUAUCAUCCUGUAAACUUCUAACAGCAGCAGUCACACAGCUGCAUGAUCGUUCAUAUGAAGUGGUGUUUGUGUCUGAUGAAUCUAAGUCCAGUAUUCAUUCUCUCUUAGCUCUGGUUUUGGUCUCCACCAACAGAGUUCCACCCUCCAUAUGCACCUGGCUUUGUUACACUGAUCAGGUGGAGGUUCCUUCAUGAUUACAGCUACAAAGAAAGGGAAAGCUGCUGAGAUGUGUAAUGUGUUUUAUUCCUGUAAAUGUUUAAUCUUGUUUUUUGUAAAGUGAGUAUUUAACGAGCCCGGCGUGUUCCGGGGUUUGACCUGUUUGAACAGGUGUAGGAUCAGCAGGUCGUCACAGGUGCUAACAGUGAGAGAAUCUCACCAGUGAAGACGUUUAAUGUUCAUGUAUUUCAAAUGUUUCACGAGCUGCUCCAUGUUAACCAUAAACUGUAACUUCACCGAGAUACUGUUCGCUAAGCCCCGCCCCCUUAGUUACUGUUGCUAUGAGCGUCAGUCUGUACAUUCUAGAAUGUUACAUCCACAGGUAACAGCUGACAGAUUUACCAUCGACACUCAGUCAUUUUUCAAACAGUGGGCUCCUGAUUUCAGACAGAAGCAGCUUCUCAUCUUCAGUCAACGACUGAAAUGACAUUAAUGAGUUCGUUAGAAGUGUCAUUUUCAAGAGGUUCUCAAAUGUUCACCUGAGGGCUAGGACAUGUUCACGCUAACAGACUGAGGCUAAAGUUAAGGUCCCGGGUAAAAAGGGUAAAGAUAUGUGUUUCCAACCUUGUAGGAUGAGUACUAAACAAUUUGGUUUUUAGUUUAGUGAACGUAACUCUGUCUCAGGUAACGUUAGCUACACUUAUCACUACACUAUUGAAUUUAAGCUAAUGCUAGCUUAAACUCUGACAGCGUCCAGGACUAGCUUCAACACAAUGACUGUGCUAGGCAUGAAGCCUAUUAUGACAUGGUCUUAUCUUUAAAUCCACAAAGUAAUGUAGGCAGUCAUGCUCCUACACCUUGGAAGUAAACAUCAGUCAUUGAUGUAGGUAACAGGCUAGUUAGCCAGACAUGCUAACAUUUCCUUAGUUAAACCCACUGUUAAAUAAUAUUUAAACUAAUCUUGUGUUUUUUUAUUUUGGAAAGGCUAAAAAGGACACCACCUUCCACACCCUGUAAAGUAUCUUACAGAUGAACAUGUCAACAAACCCAAGCUUGGACAAUCACAGCUGGAGGGAGGGCUUUAAUGAACAGUCAUGUGAGGGUAAGAAAAGUUAUUAAACAUCUACAGGAAAUAUGAACUUUCACAUCAGUCAAACCCUGAUUCCUUCAUAUGAUUUCUGUGCUCACUGCCAUGCGUCACAUUUCUAUUGCACUCCUCAAUGAGACUGUGAAAAAACAAACUGCAUCCUAUUGUUGCCAUGACCGAUGAUGAUGAUGAUUAUAUAUCAAUACAAGUGGUUCUUCCUUGUUGUUGCAUGAUGCAAUCUGUUGAUAUACUUCUUUAUAUCUCUAUACUCCCCCUGCCUGUUUUCUAAUUCAAAGUGUUGAAGUGCGACGAUGAUGAAACAUUCAGGUACGGCUCAUGUUGAAGAUUCUUCUGUUUACAGUGUUAUUGUUCUUUUAUGCACGACUGAAUGUAUGAAUGUGGCUUUCUAUACGAUAUUGUUGAACUGUUGUUUACACUGAUCUCGUGCUUUACAGUUACAUUUCUAUCAGGUGUUUUAUGUACGAUGCAACAGUAAAUUUGGAAUGCAACAAACAA
Molecule: messenger RNA, 5496 nt
Organism: Lates calcarifer (barramundi perch)
Lineage: Eukaryota; Metazoa; Chordata; Actinopteri; Centropomidae
Gene: doc2a
Product: double C2-like domains, alpha
Exons: 11
Coding region: 810-2159 (449 amino acids)
Source: RefSeq, a predicted model, not a curated record